AUGCCGAGCCACGCCAGCGCGGGUCCCGGAGAGUCCGGCCACGCCGGGCCACACCUGCGUGGGCCCCUGAGAUCCCGGCCACGCCGGUCCGCGCCAGGGCGGGCCCCAGAGAGCACGGCUACAUCGGGCCACGCCACCCCGGGCCACGAAGAGUCCGGCCACGCCGGGCCGCGGCAGUGCGGUCCCCGGCAGCCCGGACACUUUCGGCCAAGGCAGAGCGAGCCCCGGGGAGCACGGCCACUCCAGGCCACUCCAGCGCAGGCUCCGGAGAGCUCGGCCACGCCGGUUCACGUCAGCGCAAGCUGCGGAGAGCGAGGCCACGACAACGCGGUACCCGCGCAUGCUGCGAAGAGCGAGGCCACGACAACGCGGUACCCGGUGAGACAGGCCACGCCAGCGUGGGCUCCGGAGUGCACGGCCACGCCGGGCCACGCCAGCGCGGGACCCGAAGAGCCCGGACACGCCGGGCCACGCCAGCGCGGGCUCCGGAGAGCCCGGCCAAGACGGGCCACGCCAGCGCGGGCUACUGAGAGCCCGGCUAUGCCGGUCCACGCCAGCGUGGGCCCCGGAGAGCCCGGCCACGCCAGGUCACGCCGGCACGGGCCCCGGGGAACCCGGCCACGCCAGGGCGGGCCUCGGGAAGCACGGCCACGCCGGUCCGCACCAGCGAGGAUCACGGGGAGACCGGCCUCGCCAGCACCGGUGCCGGGGAGAACGACCACGCCGGUCGACACCGGCGAGAGACCCGGAGAGCCCGGCCACGCCAGGCCACGGCAGCGCGGGCUGCGCGCGGCCCGCGGCGAACCCGCACUCGCCAGCGAGGGCUGCGGUGAGCCCAUACACGCCAGCGCGGCCCGCGGCGAACCCGCACUCGCCAGCGAGGGCUGCGGUGAGCCCAUACACGCCAGCGCGGGGCGCGGUGAGCCAGCACACGACGGCGAGGGGCGCGGUGAGCCCGCACACGCCGGCGAGGGGCGCGAAGGGCCCGCACACAACAGCGCGGGCCGCGUGAGGCCGCACACGCCAGCGCGGGCCGCGGUGAGCCCGCACACGAGAGUACGUGCUGGGCUGAACCCGAAAGACGCCAGCGAGGGCCGCGGUGAGACCGCACAAACCAGCGAGGGCGGCGGUGAGACCGCACACGCAAGCGCGGCCCGCGGUGAACUCGAAAAUCACGAGCGCGGGCCGCGGUGA
Messenger RNA from Vespula vulgaris, 1194 nucleotides. Its product is annotated as spidroin-2-like. Lineage: Eukaryota; Metazoa; Arthropoda; Insecta; Hymenoptera; Vespidae. The transcript is spliced from 5 exons. The coding region runs from base 1 to 1194 and encodes 397 amino acids. The record is from RefSeq and is a predicted model, not a curated record.